GAGGAGAGCGACGACGAAUUGGAAAAGUUGUUCGCGCCGGGCGGGAAGGGGAAGCGCAGAAAGAAGAGCGAUGAGACGGCGAGAAUGGAGGUGUUAGACUUUUUGUCCAAGAUGGAGAUCGCGGUGGAGGAAGACGCGCGGGCGUACGCCGCGGGGAAGCCGGCGGUGAAGAAGUUGAAGCUCUUGCCGGAGGUGGAACGCAAGUUGAAAAUGGUGGAAUUGCACGAAGCAUUUUUGCGCCACGGGCUCUUGAGCGUCCUUCGAGCGUGGUUAGACUUGUUGCCCGAUGGAAACUUGCCCAACUUGACCAUACGUACGAGCUUAAUCAAGCUCAUCGAGCAGUUACCCGUGUCGACGGAUUCGCACGAACGCAAGGAUGAGCUCAAGCGAUCGGGACUGGGUAGAAACAUCCUAUUCCUGUCCACGCUCGAGGAAGAGACGCCAAAAAACAGAACUGUGUGCAAGAAGCUCGUGGAGAAGUGGUCGCGUCCGGUGUACGAACUUUCGUCGCACUACGGCGAUAUUCACGUCGGCCGGGAAACCGUCGAUACGGACGAACGUCGCCCGAAAAAGAGCAAGACGAGCGCUGUCGACCAUUCCGCCGACUAUGGUGAGCGCGGUUACCGCCACCACGCCAUGGUUCCCGAGCGUUCGUCGACGCAGUACGUCAAGCAGCCGCGUCUCGAAAUCGACCCGAGCGAAAUCAAAGCUCGCACGCAAACCGCCGACCAGCGUCGCGUUCGUCAGCUCGUGGGCAAAGUCGCCAAAAACAAAAGUAAGGGUGGUCAAGCGUACACGCCCUCGGUCGAGGGUCGAGGUUUG
Ostreococcus lucimarinus CCE9901 is the source of this 822-nucleotide messenger RNA. RefSeq lists its product with no specific name. The transcript has 2 exons. Gene Ontology annotation, biological process: regulation of DNA-templated transcription elongation; brassinosteroid mediated signaling pathway. The record is from RefSeq and is a predicted model, not a curated record. The annotation marks the transcript as partial. Lineage: Eukaryota; Viridiplantae; Chlorophyta; Mamiellophyceae; Mamiellales; Bathycoccaceae.